CGCCCAUAACACCUGAUCGGAUGAGCUGGUUUACCAAGCUUUCGGGGGAGGAGGGGUGGGGAACCAGAGGUGGGAGGAUAUUUGUUGCGGUUGUGGGUGAGGAGGUCAAGGGGAAAGCAGGGAUGAUCAUCGGCUGGUGUAUGGCUACUAUGGCAUAUCCUCCUCAUCUGCCAGAUACACUCCUUUCCCAGCUGUAUCUUUCCGCCAUCUAUGUGCACGCUUCGUACGUAACGCAAGGCGUCGGUCGACAGCUAGUACAAUACCUCGCGACAGAAGCAGGGAAAGGCCACGCAGAGCUCAUAAGAGCGGAAUGCAAGCGUCUUCCCAAACUGGUGCAGAUGCACGAGAGCUGGGGGUUCACUCCGGUCAGGUAUACGGGUUGGGCGGAAGAUUACGAGGAUAAGAUGCAGUUGUUUCAUAUGGAUUUGAGGACUGACGAGGAACGGGAGCAGGACGAGUACGUGGAGGAUGAGGACGAGGAGGACGAGUGACGGCUUUCUCCUCGACGAGUGCCUGUUCCAUGCCUUUUCCCGACCUCCCUGCGAUCACUAUCCUUCUGCGAGCCGUGUUCCACCACUGGCAUUUCGGAAGUC
Molecule: messenger RNA, 593 nt
Organism: Dacryopinax primogenitus
Lineage: Eukaryota; Fungi; Basidiomycota; Dacrymycetes; Dacrymycetales; Dacrymycetaceae
Exons: 3
Coding region: 21-491 (156 amino acids)
Molecular function (GO): acyltransferase activity, transferring groups other than amino-acyl groups
Source: RefSeq, a predicted model, not a curated record